Molecule: messenger RNA, 840 nt
Organism: Sphaeroforma arctica JP610
Lineage: Eukaryota; Ichthyosporea; Ichthyophonida
Exons: 5
Biological process (GO): cytoplasmic translational initiation
Cellular component (GO): cytoplasmic stress granule
Molecular function (GO): translation initiation factor activity; RNA helicase activity; ATP binding
Source: RefSeq, a predicted model, not a curated record
CAGGAGAGAAUCGACUGGGACGGCGAGGUCUACACACAGCAACACGACCCGAACUCACCCAUCUACAGCAAACUCAACUCAUUCGAAGAACUAGACCUUACCGAUGCCCUGCUCAAAGGCGUGUACGCCAUGGGCUUCAAGAAGCCUUCCAAGAUCCAGGCCACAGCCCUGCCCAUGAUAGUGGACAAUAAAGGAGGAGUGUUCAAGGACCUCAUUGCCCAGUCACAGUCGGGGACGGGUAAGACUGCGGCGUUUGUGCUGGGCAUGUUGUGCCGUGUGGAUCCUGAAAGGAAGACGGCGCAAGCCAUCUGUCUCAGCCCUGCCAGAGAACUCGCACGCCAAACGGCCGAGGUAAUCCAAACCAUGGCCAAAUACACGGACGUCGAUUGUCUGGUGGCUGUUCCUGGUAUGCGCACACUUGCAAGGGGCGAGAAGGUGAAAGAACAUGUGAUCAUUGGAACGCCGGGGACUAUCGCCAAGCUGUUCAAAUCCAGGGCAAUCGAUGCUCGUUGGAUCAUACAGCUCGUGUUUGAUGAGGCUGAUGAGAUGUUCCAACGCGGUUUCAGGGACGACUCAGUGCGCAUCAAGAAGGCCCUGCCACGAAUGCACCAGACGUUACUGUUCAGCGCAACGUACCCGCCAGAGGUGAGUCAGUUCGUCUCGCGGUAUCUGAGACACCAUAACGAGGUGCGGCUCAAGAAAAAGGAUUUGACUUUGGACGCCAUUCAGCAGUGUUCAAUCGACUGUGAGACCGACAAGGGAGAUGGGCGUUUUGAGAAGCUGGUAGAUAUAUUCCAGGCUGUGUCACUGGGACAAGUCAUCAUCUUUUGUGAGAAGGUG